Prinia subflava (tawny-flanked prinia) is the source of this 2781-nucleotide messenger RNA. RefSeq names its product glycogen phosphorylase, muscle form. The transcript is spliced from 20 exons. The record is from RefSeq and is a predicted model, not a curated record. Lineage: Eukaryota; Metazoa; Chordata; Aves; Passeriformes; Cisticolidae. Gene Ontology annotation, molecular function: pyridoxal phosphate binding; glycogen phosphorylase activity. The coding region runs from base 63 to 2594 and encodes 843 amino acids. Gene Ontology annotation, cellular component: cytoplasm. Gene Ontology annotation, biological process: glycogen catabolic process.
CACCCCGAGACCCCUGAAGCCCCCCUGACUCCUCAGCGACCCUCGCCCCCAUCUCUGUCACCAUGUCGCGACCGCUGAGCGACGAGGACCGGCGGCGCCAGAUCAGCGUGCGGGGCCUGGCGGGGCCCGAGAACGUGGGCGAGCUCAAGCGCAACUUCAACCGGCACCUGCACUUCACCCUGGUCAAGGAUCGCAAUGUCGCGACAUCUCGCGACUACUACAUGGCGCUGGCACACACCGUGCGCGACCACCUGGUGGGGCGCUGGCUGCGGACACAGCAGUACUACUACGAGAAAGACCCCAAGCGCAUCUAUUACCUGUCCCUGGAGUUCUACAUGGGGCGCACCUUGACCAACACCAUGGUGAACCUGGGGCUGCAGAGCGGCUGCGACGAGGCGCUCUACCAGCUCGGGCUGGACAUGGAGGAGCUGCAGGAGAUCGAGGAGGACGCGGGGCUGGGCAAUGGCGGCCUGGGGCGCCUGGCAGCCUGUUUCCUGGACUCCAUGGCCACCCUGGGUCUCGCUGCCUACGGUUACGGGAUCCGCUACGAGUUCGGCAUCUUCAACCAGAGGAUCGCGGGCGGCUGGCAGGUGGAGGAGGCCGAUGAUUGGCUGCGCUACGGGAACCCCUGGGAGAAGGCGCGGCCCGAGUACACAAUCCCCGUGCACUUCUACGGGCGCGUGGAGCACGGGCCCGGCGGCGCCAGGUGGCUGGACACGCAGGUGGUGCUGGCCCUGCCCUAUGACACACCUGUGCCCGGCUACCGCAACAACACCGUGAACACCUUGCGCCUGUGGUCAGCGCGGGCCCCCAACGACUUCAACCUCAAGGACUUCAAUGUCGGGGGGUACGUCCAGGCCGUGCUGGAUCGGAACCUGGCUGAGAACAUCUCCCGUGUGCUGUACCCCAACGACAACUUUUUCGAGGGCAAGGAGCUCCGCCUGAAGCAGGAGUACUUCGUGGUGGCCGCCACCCUCCACGACAUCGUGCGCCGCUACAAAUCCGCCAAGUUCGGCAGCCGCGACCCCGUGCGCAAAUCCUUCGAGAGCUUCCCCGACAAGGUGGCGAUCCAGCUGAACGACACCCACCCCUCGCUGGCCAUCCCCGAGCUGAUGCGGAUCCUGCUGGACGAGGAGCACCUGGGCUGGGACCAGGCCUGGGACAUCACGGUGCGCACCUGCGCCUACACGAACCACACGGUGCUGCCCGAGGCGCUGGAGCGCUGGCCCGUGCACCUGCUGGAGGCGCUGCUGCCGCGGCACCUGCAGCUCAUCUACGAGAUCAACCAGCGCUUCCUGGACCGGGUGUACGCGCUGUUCCCCGGGGACCUGGCGCGCCUCCGGCGGGUGUCGCUGGUGGAGGAGGGCGCGGUGAAGCGCGUGAACAUGGCUCACCUGUGCAUCGUGGGCGCGCACGCCGUCAACGGCGUGGCCGAGAUCCACUCGCAGAUCCUCAAGGACAGCGUGUUUAAGGAUUUCUAUGAGCUGGAGCCGCACAAGUUCCAGAACAAAACCAACGGCAUCACCCCGCGGCGCUGGCUGGUGAUGUGCAACCCGGGGCUGGCCGAGGUCAUCGCGCAGCGCAUCGGGGAGGAUUUCGUGUCCGACCUGGACCAGCUGCGGCGGCUCCGCGACUUCGUGGACGACGAGAGCUUCAUCCGGGACGUGGCCACGGUCAAGCAGGAGAACAAGGCGAAGUUCGCGGCGUACCUGGAGAAGGUGUCAGGUGUGCGGGUGAACCCGGCCUCGCUCUUCGACGUGCAGGUGAAGCGGAUCCACGAGUACAAGCGGCAGCUGCUGAACUGCCUGCACGUCAUCACCCUCUACAACCGGAUCAAGAAGGACCCCGGGAAAGCCUUCGUGCCCCGAACCGUCAUGAUUGGGGGCAAGGCCGCCCCCGGGUACCACAUGGCCAAGAUGAUCAUCCGGCUGGUGACGGCCAUCGGGGACGUGGUGAACCAGGACCCGGCCGUGGGGGACCGGCUGCGGGUGCUGUUCCUGGAGAAUUACCGGGUGUCCCUGGCCGAGAAGGUGAUCCCGGCCGCGGACCUGUCGGAGCAGAUCUCCACGGCGGGCACGGAGGCGUCGGGCACGGGCAACAUGAAGUUCAUGCUGAACGGGGCGCUGACCAUCGGCACCAUGGACGGCGCCAACGUGGAGAUGGCGGAGGAGGCGGGCGAGGAGAAUCUCUUCAUCUUCGGCAUGAGGGUGCCCGACGUCGAGGAGCUCGACAGGAAGGGGUACCGGGCCCAGGAGUACUACGAGCGCCUGCCCGAGCUCCGCCAGGCCGUGGACCAGCUCAGCUCCGGCUUCUUCAGCCCCCGCCAGCCCGACCUGUUCCGCGACAUCGUCAACAUGCUGAUGAAUCACGACAGGUUUAAGGUGUUCGCGGAUUACGAGGCGUACGUGAAGUGCCAGGAGAAAGUCAGCGCCCUCUACAAGAACCCCCGGGAGUGGACCCGGACCGUGAUCCGGAACGUGGCGGCGGCCGGAAAGUUCUCGAGCGACCGAACCAUCGCUCAGUACGCGCGGGAGAUCUGGGGCUGCGAGCCCAGCCGGGAGCGCAUCCCCGCGCCCGACGACCCCCGGGAAUAACGGGGACCCCCCCGGGAAUAACGGGGACCCCCGCGGGACCCCCCCGGGAAUAACGGGGACCCCCCCCGGAAACCCCCCCGUACAGGGCACCGCUGAAUCCCGCGCCCAAAAUCCUCGAAAUUCAUCCCAGAACUCCCCGGUAACUCAUCCCCGCCCCUCCAGGACCCCCACGAGUAACGGGGACCCC